AUGGCUCCAGCGUCACAAAAGAUCAAAGGCGGCUUGUUGCUGCUCUCCCUUGCUGUCAACGGUAGUUCAGCAGCUUACGCAGGUUUCUCCUCGUUGAAAACGCUCUUCACUUUUGGUGAUUCGUAUACGAGAACCGGCUUUGUUGUUAGUCGGGCACAGCCAUCCGCAUCCAAUCCUUUUGGCAACCCAACCUAUCCCGGACCUACCAGCGCAAACGGAGAGAACUGGAUUCAGCAUUUAACAACGACCUACAACGAUUCUCUUCUUCUUACGCACAAUUUUGCGUACAGCGGCGCGACUGUCGACAAAAGUCUGGUUACCUCCAGCAUUGAUGUCAUUACACAGAUCGAGAACCAGUUCCUUCCUUACUAUAGCGCUGCUAACCAAACCUGGGAUCCCACAACGACUCUUUUCGGCUUCUGGAUUGGUAUAAACGACAUUGGAAAGUCUUAUACCAACGGGAACUCUACUGAUCUGCAUCCUCUGAUCUUUGACCAGUAUGGGGCGUUGCUGGAGAAGCUCUACGAUGCUGGGGCGAGAAAUUAUCUUUUUCUCAAUGUGCCACCUCUAGAACGAAUGCCAAGAACGACCCAGUCAAGUGCCGCAGCAACCCGUGUGCCACUGGAGAAAGCUGCCGUGGAAGACUGGAAUGGACGUCUCCGUGUCUUGGCUCGGGACUUGAGAAAGGCACACGAGGAUGCGACAGUCUUCCUUUACGACACAUACGGACUGUUCGAGAGGGUUAUUGACACCCCUACUAGAUAUCGCGAAACAGCUGUCUAUAAAAAUUCCACCUCAUACUGUACAGCAUAUCAAAAUGGUACACCAGAGCCGGAUACGAAAUGGGAUAACUGCACUUAUGCUGCAAACGAAUACAUGUGGAGAGAUAGUCUUCACCCAACAUCUCCUGUUCAUGCCCUUCUGGCAAAGCACAUUGCAAAAUUCUUGGAAUGA
Messenger RNA from Colletotrichum truncatum, 954 nucleotides. Its product is annotated as cellulose-binding gdsl lipase acylhydrolase. The record is from RefSeq and is a predicted model, not a curated record. Gene Ontology annotation, molecular function: hydrolase activity, acting on ester bonds. NCBI's taxonomy places the organism in Eukaryota, Fungi, Ascomycota, Sordariomycetes, Glomerellales, Glomerellaceae.